This is a messenger RNA of Pseudozyma hubeiensis SY62, 1737 nucleotides long. RefSeq lists its product as hypothetical. The record is from RefSeq and is a predicted model, not a curated record. The transcript has a single exon. Gene Ontology annotation, cellular component: spliceosomal complex. The coding region runs from base 1 to 1737 and encodes 578 amino acids. Gene Ontology annotation, molecular function: zinc ion binding; RNA binding. Gene Ontology annotation, biological process: mRNA splicing, via spliceosome. Lineage: Eukaryota; Fungi; Basidiomycota; Ustilaginomycetes; Ustilaginales; Ustilaginaceae.
AUGCGCAUUUGCCAUUCAUUCAUUGUGCUUCCUCUUGCUCUUGCUGUUUCGUACUCCACACCACCAUCAUCAGCCAUGGCGGAUACCUCACUAAUAGAGGUGGCGCGUCAAACGCACGAAGAAGCAGAACGCUACCAGCAGGCCCUCGUCGACCUCCUCCUCCUUCCCUCUUCCGGUCUCACGCACAAGGACAAGCUGAAACGAGCACACAAGGCAUCCGACCUGCUCGACCGUGUCACCUCUCGCUACCAGUAUCUCGAUCGCUUCUACGUCGACGAGCAUCAAGAACAGCAGCGCGAGCUCGAUUCCAUCUCUUCCACUCGCGACGACGAUGCAUUCGGCGAGUUCUACGCAAGGCUCGGCCGCAUUCGCGAGUACCACGACAGGUAUCCAGGCGCACUCCCGGACAGCUUCAACAUCGACUUUACGUCGUUAGAAUCCGCAGCUGGAUCUUCUUCCAUCGACCACCAUGCAGAGUCGUCGUCGGCAGCAGCAGCUUCGGCAGGGUAUACGGAUGCAGCAGGGCUCGACUUUAUCGAUCGAAUGUUUUCCGGUGAGGAGAUGGCAGGAAGGUUCUUGGAUCUCUACUUGCAUCACGAAGCCUAUCUCAAUCUCAAGGGCGCAAAGCGGAUCUCGUACCUCGGCUACAUCGACGACUUUGAUAAGCUGGUCGGACCGUCUUCCAAUAUUCCGAAUCACACCAAAAAGACGGAUGGGUACAGGACGUACCUGGUUGAGUUGAGAAAGUAUCUCGAUGGAUUUCUCAGAAAGACGCAGCCGCUGGCGAAUGUCGAUGCGAUCUCGGCGGAAGCGUUGGAGCGAUUCGAGGUGGAUUGGGAGCAGGGACAAGUCGAGGGGUGGGAGCAACAAGGUGCCGAAGUGUUUGGAGGAGCCAACUCGCAGGCAAAGGCCAAAGCUGCCGAAGCACAAGGAGAAGGGAUCUGGUGUGCAGCCUGUCGAAGAUUCUACUCGAAGCAAACCGUCUACGAUGCACACCUCAAAUCGCCCAAGCAUCUCAAGGCGGCCGCACGACUCGCACAAUCCGACUCACCCGCCGGCGAACCUUCCAACCGAUCUCAAAACGAGGCGGAGAAGAUCAAGCUCCGCAUUCGAUCCAAAGCCAUCGCACGCGAAGAGCUCGUGAUCCGCACGCUCGCCACCCACCUCGCUGCGAUUCGCGCAGAUACCAAAUCCAACGUGGAACGAAAAGCGGCGCUCACGGAUCGGGAGAGGCAAGCGGAAGCCUCUGCGGCCGAGGAAGAGUUGAACCGCAUGUCUGCGCUCAACCCUACUUCUGGACUCGAUUCCGUUUCAACCGCGGAUGCGAUGGACGAGGAUGCGGAUGAUGAGACGGGCCGGGUGUACAAUCCGCUCAAACUUCCCAUUGGGUGGGAUGGACGACCGAUCCCGUUCUGGCUGUACAAGCUGCACGGCCUGCGCAACGAGUUCAAGUGCGAGAUCUGUUCCGACCAGAUCUACCACGGUCGCAAAAACUUCGAAAAGCACUUUACCGAGUCUCGUCACGCCUUCGGAAUGCGUGCAUUGGGUCUGCCGAAUACGGUUCAAUUCAGAGACGUGACGACGAUCGCGGAUGCACUGGCGCUGGCGGACAAGCUGCGGAAACGUGGCAAGGAGGAGCAGACGGGCGGGAUGGAUGCACAGGAGGUCGAGGAUGAAGCGGGUAACGCGUAUACCAAGAAGACGUAUGACUUGCUCAAGAGGCAGGGUCUCAUCUAA